Molecule: messenger RNA, 2236 nt
Organism: Cimex lectularius (bed bug)
Lineage: Eukaryota; Metazoa; Arthropoda; Insecta; Hemiptera; Cimicidae
Exons: 4
Coding region: 371-2173 (600 amino acids)
Source: RefSeq, a predicted model, not a curated record
GUUUCGAUAAGUACGACUUUGGCCUUUUUGAGUCAAAACCUCUUCCGCGCGACUUUCUUCCUCGCCACCCGAGAAAAAAAAACUAAGUUUUUUUUUACAAUAUACACUUUACACAAUGUUAUAAAAUGGUUAAACUUAAAAAAAAACCAUAUGGUGAAAGAACACGAUCCGGUCGGCGGAAUCUGAGAUCGCGGGAGGAGCAAGGGAAGAAGGGUGAAGAUGAUGAGCAAGAAAGAAGGUUUCAACGGGAUGAGGAAGCAUACGAAGAAGAUGGAGGAGACUCACGAAUCGGUUUGUUCGUCCAAGAUGCUGCGUCGCAAAGAGAACCAGCAGGACAACAGGCAACAUUACAGCAUGGACUACCGGUCAUAUGAAUCCGCCCUCGUCAAACCAGAGAAAAAGGAGAAGAACACCCUGGACUACAUGUUCCCCGGCUACGAGUGUAGAGACCCUCGUGACUACUAUGAGAAAAGCAUCCAGUCCAAAAUAUCCACGAGCAAGACACCAGGGACGAUGGAACAAUUGUGGUUGGGAGGAUAACUUUAUGGUUUGCGAUGAGAAGAAGGUGAAGGUUGUUGAGGAAGAGAAAUUGAAGGAGGAUGCACUUCAUUGCGAUGAGAUGGUGCGUAGCGCCUCAUUGGCACCGCACGGCUGGGUUGGACCGCCACUCACCGUCAAGCUGAAGCUGAUUGACAUACUAUAUAUGGAGGUGACGAACGUAGGUAAGAACCCUAGGGUUCUUCGCCUCCACCAGAAAGCCCUUGUAGACAACACACUCAAGGUCAAAGUCGUCCCAGGGCCGUACUACGUACCUCAGGUUGAGGUGUCGCUCGGCCACAAGCGUCUCUUCCCUGAUGGCAACCACGAGAGCCUCAUAAGGGAGAAUAUCGUCCCGCGCUACCCUUCGCUCAUAUUCGCCAACUACCGCUUCACCAAGCUCCAGAAGACGCGUCCUUUCAUUGCUACGAUGGAAGGCAUGAACCAACGCUUCUUUAGGUUUGACGAGUUCUCCAAGGACGACACGGACAUGCUGCCGACUUGUAAGAAGCAAAUCGACCUGCCGGACAGCUGGACGGACAUCAUCAAACUCGAAGAGCCAGUGUUCAGACGUGAAUACAGGCUCCAUCGAUAUGAUGAGAAGGAUGAAAAAGAAUCCCAUUCGAAAGGUGCGCAAUCACUUAAAGUGGUACUCCCAGAACGGACGGACGAAUACAGCCCUUGCGAACGCACCAUCAUAAUGGAUAAAAAUUUCGUUGACAAAAAGCUAUUAUAUUACAACCCUUUCAACGAAGUUGAACCAAUACCAAAGAUCAGACAUGCUCCAAGCAGAAAGAACCUCAGGUCGCAGAAGUCUGAAAUCUGGGAAGCGGAUUCCAACACUGAACUCAUCCCUACACCUUCUCCUCCGCCCGUCACACCUCCGUUCAGUCCACAAUGGCAACUAUCAACAGAAAAACCUGUUAAAUUUUCAGUAGAGGAAAUGGAUCUAGUUUCAAAGGAGAAGCCGGUUAAAGGUUCAUGCAGUUGUGACUAUUUAUCGCCUGUGCCUUCGCCAGAGAAAGCGUUCGCCAUUCCAUUGAAACAGCCAGAAAUAAUUAUAUAUCGUUCGCCGCUGCCGUCGCCAAAGCAUAGUUACAUUGUACCAGCUGGUAAAUUACAGAUUAAAACAAGCAUAUUACCGACUCAACCGAGCAAGAUGCCCAGCGACAACAGGAUCGUUCAGGAUGCUGCAGUUGGCAGCAGGGACGCCCUCAAAGACCUUUCCGGAUCGUUCUUGGACAUAACCGAACUGCCCAAGGACAACCCGCUGCUGCCCAAGUUGGUCCUGAAGAAGAUCAGCGACGAGAUUGAAGAAGGACACGACGAGAAGCAGAUUGGAGCGAAGGAGAAACUACUCAUGCACCCGUUGGUAUCACAAAGCUCGGGGUUGAGCGCCGAUUCGGAAAUGAAAUGCAGCAUGAAAUCGAAGGGCGACGAGACAAGGGAAAAGCGUCCCAAGUCGCACAUGCUCACAACGCAGCUGUCUACGACACAAGCGUCCAAGGUUGAGGACAUGCUGAGGCAGAUCGAAAAUGAGAUGACACCCGUACAGAGGCAAAUGGACAGCAUACACUCGAGCUUAAGAGAGGCAGGCAUCAAUCUGAAAAAGACCUCAAAGGAAAGCAACCUAUAAAAUCACAAUAAAAAUAUUAAAAAAUCGUAUUUUAUUUACAAAGAAAAACAAAAGGAGAAAAAG